AUGGAUUGUACAGGUUCGAUGGGUGUGUACAUUGAUAACGCUACAAAAAAUAUUCGUUUCAUUGUCGACGAAAUUGUAAAUAACGAAAAGAGUGAUAUACGAUUGGCACUUAUUCAAUAUCGAGACCAUCCACCUCAGGACAGUACAUUUGUGACAUGUGUACAUGAUUUUACAGACAAAGUAGAAGAGAUGAAACAGUGGCUUGGACGAUGUCAAGCACAGGGAGGUGGUGACACACCCGAAGCAGUGGCCGAUGCACUUCAUGAUGUUCUCACACUUUCAUGGCGUCCAGAAGCAACUAAAAUCUGUAUCCUUAUUUCGGAUGCACCACCACAUGGACUUAAUUCGUAUGAUGAUACUUUUCCAAAUGGAUGUCCUCUUGGUUUUGAUCCAAUCAAAAUUGUUCAAGAAAUGGCUGAAAAACACAUUACACUCUAUACAGUCGGUGUUGAACCAUUCAUACUUCCUUAUCGUGACUUUUUUAUGUCACUGGCAUACAGUACGGGUGGCCAAUAUGUUCCAUUAGUCGAUGCCACACUUUUAGCUCAAGUUAUUAUUGGUGGAGUACGUGAAGAAAUAUCGUUAGAUCGUCUUAUGAAAGAUGCUCAUCAAGAUAUUGCUAAGGAAAUAAAACAAGCUGAACAAGAUGGAAUUAAUGAACGAGAGAUGACUAUGAGAAUUAAUCAUAUUUUGACUUCCAAGAAUAAACGUGUUAAACAGAUGCAUAACACAUUCGGAGUGACAUCAUAUCUAGUCGAAGAAUAUUACUCGAAAUGUGUUGAUAUGCAUCAAAUGAAAUCUAUAUAUAAGAUGACAAAAACAACACAAGAAAAUAAAAUGGAUGAAAUCAGUUAUGUGUUGAAAGAAGAUAAUGUGACCGUUGAACAAACAAAACGUCUUAUUCAAAAGGUCAAAAAUAGAAAGUUAGUCAAGUCAACUACUAUUAAACCAAAUGUUGAUGAAACAAUAACAGAAAAACAAACAAAGAAGAAUAAACGAAAUAAUCAAAGACAAGAUUAUGAUAAUUCAAGACUUCGUAAACGUCGAUUGAAAGAUGGAGCAAUUGAUGUAUUAAUCAACGCCGAAGAUAAUUAUCAAGAGGAUCAGAAAGAAGGAAUUCUUCAUGAUGAUGACAUAAUGAAAACAAAACAAUUACAAGAUCAAGUAGAAAAUCCAUUAGACAAGCAAUUUGUCGCAGAAAAACAGGCUGAGAAGAUCAAAACAAAGAGACGUAAACAAAUAAGUUCUGCAGACGUCGAUGUGCCGAAACAGAAGACAAUCAAGAAACCAAGAAGAAAAUCAAACAACAUAUCUGACUAUGCUAAGGUACCUGAUGAUAUACACAAGCCCGUAUUUCUUACUGACACUAUUAAUCACAAUUCAACAAAUCAAGAGAAGUUACAUACCGAACAAAUGCUUCUACCUACUCAUCCAUUCGUUCGGUCAAAUAACAACAUUUUUUAUCUAAUUGUUUCUGCUGUACUUACAGUAAUCAUUUCUGUAUAUUUUUUUUUCUUUAAAUAAUGCAUUAAUGACAGUUGGGACAUAAAUCAUUGCAUAAAAGGUUUCUUUACUUCAAAAUACAAAGUCGAAUAUCAGCAGUAUAUAACUAAAACGGUUAUAAAAAACAACUGUGUUCUCAGUAAUGAUGUACUCUUACACUAUCUCAAUAUCACAUUUUAACGUUUCCAAUAUAACUUCUGUUUCUUCAUUGUUGCAGACAUGUGUAUUAACACUGAACAUCAAAAACAUUACAAACUUUUCAUUAAGUUAUUAACUUUGUUCAUACACGAACUCAAUUCCUAAAUCCUGUAGACCAAAAUAAAAUGCCUUGUGACAGUCUCUGAUUUUUAAACAAAGUUUCUCUUCGAUUCUUUUAAAAAAGCAACGAGUAACUUUGCUAGGAUGUUGACAAAAUGAUUAUAGCUUCAAAAAUAGCUCAUUCUUUUUUACAUUCUGAUCGAGCUGUGCUUACAGACAACAGAUCAUUUUCACUCUAUUAGUACCAGCUGGCGUCAUUUUUGAUUCCAUUCUCGGAUCUCAGCCACCAUAAAGGUUGAAGGUCUGAAAAUUUGUGUGUACACACUCCACCAGAAAUGUAGGUUAACAGCACAAAUCGCGCAUUCUUUGCAUCAGAUCUUGAAAAAUUUAGAAGAAAAAGUCAUAUUUUCUACUUCGCUUCUGACAUCAUAGAAAAAUCAAUGUUGCUGUUUUAUCUGUAAAGAGCAAUAGAUUCUUUCUCUGCACACUGAUGGUUGUAGUAAAUGGCCCCAGUUCUUCAACGGGUUGAUGAACUUGAAUAAAUUUUGGGUGUGGGUGUGGUGUGUGGGUGAGUGUGGAUGCAGGUGUAGAAGAAAAGAUCCAAUACACGCACACUCGUGCAUACACUGCACCUACACCACACCCACAUCCACGCCUACACCUCAUCCACACCCACACCGACACCCACCCUCACCCACACCGAAACCCACACACCCACACCCAUACCCUCCAAUUAUUUUAGAAGUGUUGUUUUCUUUAUUCGAAAUACCUUUUUUUUUAGGUGAAUCGUUGUAUUUUAUAUCGGUUGCUAUGUGUCUGCCAUUUUCAUCGCAUAAACCCUCAAAACGGUGCUUUUCACUAUGGUGACUUUUUCAUUGGUUUAUCUUCAUCACCAAUGAAAUUUUUUCCUCCGUCGUGCUAGCUCAUCGCGUUGUGCUAGCUUCUCAUCGAUAUAUUAAGAGGACCAUUCAUUCUGCACCACCCGUUAGUAUCCUAUCAGUGAUAGUCAUCUAUUUUAUCUACGUUUUGGUAGCUAUUGCAAGACGGCCACUUGCUUGCAGUUCGAAUCAAAGGUGCAGUUAAACACAGAACUAUAGCAGUUUUAAUGACAAAUACAACUUAGAUUCAGAACUCAGAAAUCGAUUUUGGUGCCUGACUAUCCAUUACGAUCCACAUCCUACACCCCAAAACUGAGCAUGCACGAUAGAAAAUAGGACAGUUUAUUCAUGAUCAAUGUAGAGAACUGCUUCUCUUAACGAAGAAGCAUCAACUAAUACGAGAGAUUCUAUUACAAAUGAAAUAAAAAUGGCAGCAGUAACAACAGUAAUAAUAAGUUCUGUCAGAAGUGUUUGUUUGUCUACAAAAAAGAUAAAUCGUCGAAGGUGACUAUUAUCUCUCGUUUUUCUCUUACUCAUACUCUUUAUCAAAUCAUCAAACAAUCAUUAUUUUACUUAAUGGCUUGUCCUUCAUCGUUUUUUUGAUCAAAUAUGUAGCUAACGAUAAGAAGUAUUAACUUAGUUGCAGUAAUUUUCUUAGAUAUAUUAUUAUUACGACAUUCUAUUCUGAGUAAUGUGAAUAUAUAUUGCUUGUCAUUUCUUAUUAUCUUGUAUAAAGGACUUAUUAAAGAAAAAUUCAAAAAAGAAAGCAAACUAAAAACUGCGUCAAAAUAAUGGGUUGAAGAAAGAUUGAUUAAAUGCACAGAGUAAUAGAGAAAAAAGAACGCUGGAGACACGACUAAUAUUUAGAAGUCCGAAUAUCAGUGAGAAAUCUGGAAUACGAAACUAUCGGUGAAUAUAGAAAAGCCGCACAUCAAAAGUAUCUUGGACACCUGGGAAGUCUAGCAUAUCAGAAGGUUUGAGAGGUCUUGAAGACUUCAUGCGCGAGCGCAAUUAAAAACUCAAUUGAAAUUCAAAUACGUGUAGAAUUUUUAUGCGAUUGCAUCUUUCAUAUCGGUUGAUUUUUCCGUUCGUGAAUGAAGAGUUGUUCAUCAGUCGCUGUUCCCAGCAUCCCGUGCAGAUUGAUGUUCAUUGGUUGAUGUUCUAUAGAAAUUGUAUCAGAUAUAGAAGAAACAAGCAGAUAUGAAUAUUUAUUUAAGACAUGCACUGCCAUCACCCACAUGUGGCUUGUUGUAAGCUUAUCAAUUAGCGAAGCAGUGUAAUACUGCAAAUAAGAAUCCAGAUAUGAAAGACUCGAGUGUCCUACGAAUCUCCUAAGAAUCCCAGAUAUCCCAAACUUUCUAGACACUUUCCUGUGGUUUUUCUAUGUUCAACGGUAGUUUGAUAUCCCAGCCUUCCCAUUGACUUCUGGAUUCCUGGUAUAUUGGCUAGCGCUGAACAGAAAGCGUGUUUCCAGAAUAAUCUUAUCUUUGAGUAGUUGCAUCACUGCAGUUCGCUUAUGAGAGUCCGUUCAGACGUGUCAGACAGCAAUCAAUGAUAGAGAUGGAGGAACCAGUGGCUAUGCCUAUCGUUGUCAAACAUGAUGAACCGAAAAACUCACUGCUACCCUCUUCUUGCAGUAAGGGAGUUUUCUGAAAACUUUCUUUAGGCAAAUGAUUGCUGAUGAUAGACUUUUCUAGAAUUCAAUCUCAACGAUAUAGCGACCAGGAGAUAUUAGAGCUGAAUAAAGUCCAAUCCUCCCGAAGCAGUGAUUCUGUUUAAUAUAUCGAAUUUCAAAACUUCCCGUCAUGUUAUGAAAUUUUUCAACUGUUUUAGUCUUUUUUAGAACGGCUUGAAAAAAGCGAUUGGACCUUGCCACGAUUUGUAAGAAUACCAAUGCAUCUAUUUGCUUUGCGCUCUAUUAAUGUUCUCUUUCAUGUACUGCGACACAUUUUGAUAAUAAAAAUGAAUGAUAAAAAGACAAAAAAGGAAUAAAUAAACAUCAGUCAGAUAACAUAUAUGCUAUUAUUUAUUUAUUGUAGUGAAUUAACUUGACAAGUCUACACUAAAAUUCUCGUUGCUCUAGUAUAACCCAUGACUAAUCUAGUGUAUCAUUCGUGUUUUUGUGUACUUAAAAGGUGAGUACACUCUAGAAUCGGUCAGUGUGUCCGGCCGUCCGUUUACACGAUAACUUUUGAAAGGAGAGUCAGAUCACGAUGAAAGGACGGGGGCGCAUAAGACCGUAAUUUGGCCCAUUGAACUUUUCAUACUGUAUCCAGCACAAUCAUAUAUCGGAUGAAAGAGCUUCAACUGGCGAGUACUUUCC
Molecule: messenger RNA, 4962 nt
Organism: Rotaria sp. Silwood1
Lineage: Eukaryota; Metazoa; Rotifera; Eurotatoria; Philodinida; Philodinidae
Source: the annotation of a GenBank genome assembly